Molecule: messenger RNA, 1995 nt
Organism: Vitrella brassicaformis
Lineage: Eukaryota; Vitrellaceae
Source: the annotation of a GenBank genome assembly
GGGAAGGGGAGCGAGUUCUAUUGCCGUUGCAGGGAUGGCAGCUCCCGACAAACCCGAGCGCUGCCGCUGCUUCAAAGUCGAACUCAUCGAGGUGUCGCCUCCCGGCAGAGAAGGCGAGCGUCUCCUGACGGCCCGCGCCGCCCGCAACAGGGCUCGCCAAAAGCUGCGGGCCGCCAUGGGGAUCGGCGACGAAGAGGACGAAGAGAACGAGGCGUGGAAGGAGAACAAGGAGUCGGGCGUUACCGUGCGGCGAAGAGGACAAGCCGUGUAUGAGUAUGACGAGCCUGAUCCUUUCGGACCCUGGCACCACACGGUCCGUGUGGUGAAGUGCCGCAAGCCAGCAUCGAAGAUCAAGAAAGGUAGCUGCCCAGGUGCCUGCCCGGCACACGUCUGCUCACACAACUGUGUCCCGCCUUCUGCGCGUAUCUCCUCACCUGUCAGGAGAUGAUGAGGAGGAGAAGGGGCUGUUCCCUGACGAGGACGCCGAAGAUGAGGGACCUUCCGCUGAUUGCCUGACUUAUGGGUGUGUGUUGGGCAGAUUACGAGCCGAGGGAGGACGACAGCGAUGAGGACGGUAAGUGCCCGUUGACAAAGAACUGAUGCACGCGCCACUGGCGUCUGAAUGUGUGUGUCAGAUGAGGAUGAGGACGGGGACGGGGACGAGGACGAGGACGAGGACGUGGUACACACACCACACACACACAGUGCCCACGCAGAGUACAAGUGUGCCUCCCUCUCUCUCUCUGUGUGUGUGUGUGUGUCAGUUUGUUGGCGAUGACGAUGAGGAUGACAAGGAAGCCCCCAAGGCUGCUGCCGCCAAACCCGAAGAGGCGGCCGACAAGGUCAGCCUGCCAGCCUGCCAACUGCAAUCCACCUGCAGCAGCAAAGGACACUCUUGCAUCUCGCCUCGCCAUCACUCGUGUGUGUCUCUCUCUGUGUGUGUGUGUGUGGAUCAGAAGCCUGCAGCAGCGGCGGCGGCGGCGGUGGGCAAGAAGAAGGAAGGCGAGGACGACGACGAUGGUACGGCAUAACCCUGCACUCUGCGCUAGAUCGCCCUUCGUGUGCCCGCGCGCGCGCGUGUUGUGUGUGUGGUGUGUUAAGAUGAGUCGAGCGACACGCCCAAGAAGACGCAGCCCGAGAAUUCCAAGGCCAAGGCCAAGAACCCACAUCCCAAGAAGCCACCCAAGGUCAGAUCACACCACACUCCAACCGCACGCUCACCACUCGCUCAAUCUCACACCCUAUCUCUCCCUGUGUGUGUGUGUGUGAUGAGCAGCAGCGUUCUGAGGAUGAUGAGGAUGAGGGCGAUCGCAAGGAGGACGUAGAGGGCAAGGAGAAGGGGAAAGUCCGUCGCCCACUGCGUGCUGCUGCCAAGGUACCAUCCCUGCCUGAUGCACACGACACAACACGCCCUCAAAGACAGCACACGCACGUAGGCCCUUCGCUGUGCAGGCGGCGGCACAGAAGAUCAGGACUUUGAGGGGUAGAUAGACAGACGAACAGAUUGGUGGAAGGAUGGAUCAGCCGCUAUCGUAUCAGAUCGAAAAGGGUGCAUUGUCGAAAGACGCGGCAGAGAGGAGGAGAGAGACGAGUGUAGCCGUAGCCACAUUGAUUAUCGGACAGCCAUCGAGUUAGCCGACCGGCCAGCCACCUGCCGGCAGACUGUCUUAUCGAUCCGCCCAUCCAUCCAUCCACAUCCACACCAUGCCACUACAUGCCACACCCACGCACACACGGUAGCUCUCGGGCCGGGCGGCGGACGCCAUGGCUCACGGUGCGUGGCUGGGAGAGGGAGAAGGGGUUGAGGGAGGGGAGGGUUGGGUGGCCUGUAGAUACCUGCCUGCCUGCCUGCCUGCACCAUACAUGCGCUUUAUACGCUAUCUAUCUGUACAGGGACAGACCGGCCCAUGUGAUGCAUGCGUGGUGAUUGGAUGGAUGGACCCACUACAUGAUUUGUCGGCGAAUGAAAUGAAUGGCUGAGUGAAUGAAUCCAAC